This is a messenger RNA of Plasmopara halstedii, 888 nucleotides long. Its product is annotated as carbonic anhydrase. Bases 1 to 888 code for a protein of 295 amino acids. Lineage: Eukaryota; Oomycota; Peronosporomycetes; Peronosporales; Peronosporaceae. The record is from RefSeq and is a predicted model, not a curated record. Gene Ontology annotation, biological process: carbon utilization. Gene Ontology annotation, molecular function: carbonate dehydratase activity; zinc ion binding. The transcript is spliced from 2 exons.
AUGACACUGCCUACGUCCCUUGAGCGUCUGUUUGAAAACAAUAAGAAAUGGUGUGAGGGCAAAAAGCUACUCGACCCGGAUUAUUUCGACAAGACAGCGCAAGGCCAACAUCCGCAAUACUUGUGGAUCGGCUGUUCUGACUCUCGUGUGCCUGCUGAGGAGAUCACGGGUCUUGCACCCGGUGAAAUGUUUGUUCAUCGCAACGUGGCAAACCUUGUGGUGAGCAAUGACAUAAGCGCGCUUUCGGUUGUGCAGUACGCUGUAGAACACCUUAAGGUUAAGGACAUCAUUGUGUGUGGCCACUACGGUUGUGGCGGUGUCAAUGCUGCUUUGGAAAAUAAGCAUCUAGGACUUUUAGACAACUGGUUGCGCAAUAUUCGUGACGUCGUCCGGCUUCAUAGUGAUGAAUUGGAGAGAAUUGAAAACCACGAACAACGUUUGCGUCGUACGGUGGAGCUUAACACGAUUGAGCAAUGCAUCAACGUGUUUAAGAUUGGGCUAGUGCAACGCCAUCAAGUCAAGUACGGCUUUCCACGCAUUCACGGCCUUGUGUACGACCUUAAGAACGGCCAGCUGAAUGAGAUGGACAUUGAUUUCCAGUCGUACGUUCAAAAAUAUAAAUCCAUCUACAAGCUCCAUUCCUUCCCGAAAGGAGAUGCUCCAUUGCGUCGAUCCCAGCACCAGGGUAACAUGAUUCGAUCAUUAGUCGAAGGUCACGAAGAGGAGCCAGGCCGCGUGAGCACAAAAUACGUGAAACGUGCUAUGUCCAAUGAACCGAUUCUGUUCAGCGAAACGGAGAUCAACAGUGCCAUUGCCAGAGCACAGGAAGGUGAGACUGACAGCAAGACAGUCAACAUUGAAAAGCUCGUGCGAUACUUCGACCACUAA